AAAUAUGAUAAAAAAAAUCUUAAUUGUUAAAAGUGGAGAGAUAAAUGGUCAAAAUUUUGUGUAAGUGUAGUGUGUAAGUGGAUCCCUCCUUUUUAUAUGUAUAGAUAUACACACACGCACAAUGCAUAAAGAGAAAUUCAGGUGUGUUGCAAACUUGCUAUUCUUAUCUACUACCCUUUAUGCGAAUCUUUUCAACUGUCUUAAAUUUCAGAAGGAUGGAACAAACGAAUCCUUUGACGCUGGAAUGCUGACAGGUUAUUUGGCGGGAUCCUCAAAUGUUGCCUCCAAUAAUGAGGGAGAAUUGCAGUCCAGCUCUACUUGGACUAUGCCAUUGACUGCGGGUGCCAUGAAUUGUACUGGUACUGGAGUUAGUGAGUUAUUUUAGUAAUGAAUUUGCUCUGUCUUAAUUAAUAUUUUUUGGGUAUAUCUGGAGUUAGUAACUUGGUAUUACAGUGGUUUAAACCUGUGAACUUAAUCUCAAAUACAAGAUUAGGUUAAUAGGUCAAGUCAGUCAAAUUCUAGCUUGUUGAUUUUUGUCUUAAUUAAUUGUAGUGGGCUCAGUCUUGAAUCUAACAGGAAUAGGCACCCCAUCUGAGCCACCAAUAUCGGGGAGAGAGGAAGAACUAGCUGAAGUCCGAAGGGGCAAAAUGCCUGCAACUGUUGACAAUUGUGCUCCACCUCUUUUGCCAAUCAGUGGUUCUCAAUCUAGUAAGUUUAUGGCUAGCGCUAGCCAGACUGCAUGUCAAUCAGCCUUUGCGGAUGAUGGCAAUUGGAAAAUGGCACAAUAUGCACCAAAGCAGCACGUAAUUUCUUAUGGGACAUGUCAAAUGGAUGAUGCAUGUUUUAUGUUUAUGUUGUCUUAUCAUAGCUUUGGAUCAGAGUGUAGCGCACAGGAAAAGCUUAGCACAAGAAUAACAGUAAUUAUAUAAGCUAAAGCAUGAGUUUGUAAUCACACAUAGCUAUUAAUAUAGGUUUGUAAGUUCUUGAAAGAGAACACAGUCUAGUUAAGCUAGCUUGUACAUGACUGAAAUAGCUAAUAAUUUUCAGCAUCAAAGGUUUAACAAAAGACUGUAUGUAGCUGCCAGAAAGUAGAGGAGCAUAAGUGUUUACAAACAAAUAUAGUAAAGCUUAAUUGGAUACAAAAGGCUUACAAAAUAAUGAACUAAAGUCUAGUUAAUUAGGCAUAAACAGAAAUUAAAACCUGACAUGUUGUACAUCAACAAAAUAAGUUUUACUGCAUUUUAUAAUUAGUUAUAGCAUGCAGGAUUAGUGCAAACAUAAACACCAAAAACAAUCAAUAAGUAUAAACUAAAUGGCUAAGGAGUCCGCUGUCCACUAGUGUGCGCGUGUAUUCACACUCUUGUAUUCAAGUUAGUCUCAGUACAUCGCUACUGCAUGCGUAGAGGUCCACUAUUUUCAUUAGAUCCAUUACCUGUUAAACCAAAACAUAACCCUCACCUACAUAUAUACAAGAUCAUGUAUAACACAAUCUGUUUGUAAAUUAAAUCAUCAUUAGAAGCAUAUAAAUAUAUAUGUCUCAUUCAGCUUACAUUGAAUUUCUCUUAAGUUAGUCUUUGGACUUUGGCUGAUGACCAUAAAAGAAGUGGUGUGGGAGCUACUUUAGGGAUGGUAGUAUGGUUUUUCUAUCAUGUUAGCAUAUGAUCUGAGUAUGUGUAUACAGAAUAUGUGGUAGGUGUUUGGCUAUGGGGCUGGUUUAAGUGGAAUCUCCAUAUUCACAUGGACCUGGAGUUUCAAACUUCUCCCUGUUUCUUCCCUAUAUGGUUUUCAAGUCUUUUUUGUUUGUCUAUCUCAUUUCAAGGAUGUGGAUUGCCACCAUGGUGCAGUAAUCCCUCCAUAGUUAAUCUCCUAUUUGUCCUCUCUGCUUUAGAAUUUCAACCCAAGUGAAGGAUGAGGUAGUGAAAUACA
Molecule: messenger RNA, 1926 nt
Organism: Rubroshorea leprosula
Lineage: Eukaryota; Viridiplantae; Streptophyta; Magnoliopsida; Malvales; Dipterocarpaceae
Source: the annotation of a GenBank genome assembly